This is a messenger RNA of Aspergillus campestris IBT 28561, 3030 nucleotides long. RefSeq lists its product as uncharacterized. Gene Ontology annotation, molecular function: protein binding. The transcript is spliced from 3 exons. Gene Ontology annotation, cellular component: EMC complex. Bases 63 to 2894 code for a protein of 943 amino acids. NCBI's taxonomy places the organism in Eukaryota, Fungi, Ascomycota, Eurotiomycetes, Eurotiales, Aspergillaceae. The record is from RefSeq and is a predicted model, not a curated record. Gene Ontology annotation, biological process: protein folding in endoplasmic reticulum.
CUUGCUUUCUCCGCCAAUCCCCCGCAUCCUCAAAUGACCAGUUUUCGCCCGAGGUCAUAAUAAUGCGGCUCCAGGCGACGCUUCUUUGGCUCGCCUCCUGCGUUCCCUUCACGGUCGCUAUCUACCCGGAUGAGGUCAACCAUGUCGAUUUCCACCACGCCCUCUUAGGUGUCCCCACCCCCGAGUCGACCUUUUUCCUGAGACCCCCGUCUUCCUCAAACGCUUCCUUACUUUACACCCUGUCGGAGGACUCCCUCGUCGGUGCGAUCAACCCCAGAGAUGGAUCGCCGCUUUGGAGGCAGAACGUUUCGCGAUCGUCGCAACCCGACCAUGGGCCCGGCCUCUUGCGGGCCUCGGAUGGGGUCAGCUCCAUUGUGAGCGCUGUCGGUGACUAUGUGUCAUCCUGGAGUGCUCUGGACGGUAAGUUGGUCUGGGAAAACUGGUUUGUGGACGAGUCGCUGGUGGACCUGGAGUUGCUCCACCUGGCGGACCCUCAUGCGGCCCCAUCUAGCAAAGACACGGUUGCCCUGUUCGCGGGCAAGACCGGUGUUGUGAGACGAUUGGAUGGCGAGUCCGGAGACGUGAAGUGGGAAUACAAGGAUGAGAGUGGUGAAACUCCCUUUCAAGUGUCGUCCUCUUCCACCGAGGUCUUCUACAUUUCGCUCCAGUCGGGCCUUCUCAAGGGUACUAAAGUGAAAGUCACCUCGCUAGACCCCGUGACCGGCCGACAAACUCGCCAGGUGACCCUGAACUCGGAAAGCGACGUGUCCGGUCCUGAGUCCAUUCUCUUCGUGGGUGCAAACACUGCCUCCCCGUUGAUCGUCUGGGCAGACAAAUCGCAGAAGACGCUCAAAGUCAAUGUGAUUGGGUCUAAGAAGGUCAGCUCAGUCAACAUCGAAAACACCAGCGGCCAGGAGAUCCGCUCCAUCGUCGUUCACGCCCCCCACCAGCUCAACUCGCUACCGCACUUCCUGGUUCACUACCAGACCGAGUCGAGCUCUUGGGCCGAGGUUUACCAUGUUGAUCUGAUAACCAAAGCUGUCACCAAGGCUUACAGCCUACCCCGCGUGCAGGGAUGGUCGGUUUUCGCAACUAGCAACAAGGACGCCAACGUUUUCUUCACCCGCAUCACCGAAGCAGAACUCACGGUGGUUUCGUCCGCUUCUCACGGUAUCCUUGGAAGGUGGCCCCUUCAAACCCCUCCGCAGGGGCGCUUCUUGCACGCUGUCGCCGAGGUCGUUGCCAAGGGCGAGUCUGUAGCUGUCCGAUCGGCUGCUGUCCUGGAGUCAGGGGACUGGCAGCUCAUCCGAAAUGGACAGAAUGAGUGGACCAGAUACGAAGCUUUGGCUGGUGCCCAAGCUGCGAGCUGGGCCGAGGCAGACACCCAGGAGGAACUGGCCCAUCAACUCCAGGUCGAAGGCCAUGAAACUAUCUACGGUGCUUACCUGCACCGCGUCAAGCGGCAUGUGAAAGACCUCGAGCACCUACCAGAGUGGCUGAAGGAACUCCCCAAACGAAUCCUCACCAGUAUUCUAAGUGAUGAGGUGUCCAACCUUGAUGGCUUUGGGGUCUCCAAGACUGUGGUCGUUGCUACGCGAAAUGGACGGGUCUAUGCCCUCGACACUGGCAACCACGGAGCAGUAUCUUGGAGCGUGAAGGCCUCGCAAGGAGAGAUGUGGAACGUGAAAGCGAUCAUCACUCAACCAGGCUAUGCUACUGUCUACCCCGACGAUGGUAGCUCGGUGACUUUCAAUGUCACUUCUGGUGGCAUUGUCAAGCGUACCUCCGCUACGACCAAGAUCCGCUCCGUUGCUGUUGUCAGCAAUGAUGACACUCCGUCCACGAUUGGUAUCAACGAAAAGGGCGCUCCCCUGGAACCAUUGAGCGGGCCUGGGUUCUUUGUCACUUCGAGUGACGAUGGACGUGUCCUCGGGUGGGCCGCCUCGAACAACAAGGUGCCCGUCUGGGAAUUCGCACCGGCCCCCGGGCAAAAGAUCGUACGCGCCGUUGCACGUCCCUCCCACGACCCGGUGGCGUCCAUCGGCAAGGUCCUGGGUAAUCGAUCGGUCCUCUACAAGUACUUGAACCCCAACCUGGUUCUCGUGACUGCCGUCGGGGGAAGUUCCGCCACCUUUUACCUCCUUGACGCCGUCUCCGGUAACCUUCUAUACACCGCCACCCAAGAGGGCGUUGAUACCACCCAGCCUAUCGCCUCCACCAUCUCCGAGAACUGGUUCGCCUACUCCUUCUUGGCCCACCCCGUCCACCCCUCCGAUGCCAUGGGCUACCAACUCGUGAUCUCCGAGCUGUAUGAGUCUCCGAUCCCCAACGACCGCGGCUCCCUCGGCUCCGCAGCCAACUUCUCCAGUAUUCACGACCUUCUUCCCCUUCCUCACGUCAUCUCCCAGGCUUUCGUCAUCCCCGAACCGAUCUCCCACAUGGGGGUCACCGAGACCCGCCAGGGAAUCACAAUCCGCCAACUCCUCUGCUACCUCCCCUCCACCAACUCCCUGGUCGGCAUCCCUCGCCCGGUCCUGGACCCUCGCCGGCCCGUGGACCGCGACCCGACAGCAAACGAGGCUGAAGAGGGCCUGAUGCGGUACAGCCCGUAUCUCGAGUUCGACGGCAAGUGGUACCUCUCGCACGUGCGGGACGUCAUCGGCAUCAGCAACCUCCUUUCCAGCCCGACGCUGCUUGAAAGCACGAGCCUGGUCUUUGCCUUUGGCUGGGACAUCUUCGGCACGCGCGCGACGCCUAGCCAAGCUUUCGACAUUCUGGGCAAGGGAUUCUCGAAGCUGCAGCUGUUGGCGACUGUUGUGGCGUUGGCCGUGGGUGUGGUCUUUUUGGCACCAAUGGUCCGACGGAAACAAGUCAACAUGAUCUGGAAUUCCUAGACUUCCAAACGCAGACACGAGGAAGAAUUAAUUGGAGUUGGGAGUGAAAUACGCUUGAAAAGAAGUAUAAUAUGAUAGUUAGCCUCACGGUUGCCUUUUUCUACCCAUGUAUUUAUUGUAUUGAAUGAGAUUUGAG